UCCAACCCUUUCUGAAGACCCCCCCCCCCCUUUCCCCUCCUUCCUCUUUUCUCCCUUCCUCCCUUCCUCCCUCUUCCCCCCUUCUCCCCGCCUCCUCUCGGCCACGAUGUCUUCGGGAAUCAUCGGCUGCAGGGAGUUCGUGGUGGGAGGGAAGUACCGCCUCGUCAGGAAGAUCGGCAGCGGCAGCUUCGGAGACAUUUACCUCGGGAUCAACAUCACCAACGGGGAGGAGGUUGCAAUCAAGCUGGAGGCCAUGAAGGCCCGGCAUCCGCAGCUACUGUAUGAGAGCAAAGUUUACAAGAUCCUUCAAGGAGGCGUUGGGAUUCCACACAUAAGAUGGUUUGGUCAAGAGCAACAGUACAAUAUCUUGGUAAUGGACCUUUUAGGACCUUCCCUAGAAGACCUCUUUAAUUUCUGCAGUCGGCGCUUCACCAUGAAGACUGUCCUAAUGCUAGCAGACCAGAUGAUUGGACGCAUAGAGUUUAUACACAACAAGAACUUCAUUCACAGAGAUAUAAAGCCAGACAACUUUCUAAUGGGCAUCGGCCGCCACUGCAACAAAUUAUUCCUGAUUGACUUUGGACUGGCCAAGAAGUACAGGGACAACCGUUCCCGAGCCCACAUACCCUACCGGGAGGACAAGAACCUGACUGGAACUGCUCGUUACGCUUCAAUCAAUGCACACUUGGGGAUUGAGCAGAGUCGGCGUGAUGACAUGGAAUCUUUGGGAUAUGUGCUGAUGUAUUUUAAUCGUGGGUCUCUGCCCUGGCAAGGCCUUAAAGCUGCCACCAAGAAACAGAAAUAUGAGAAAAUCAGCGAGAAGAAGAUGUCCACUCCUGUUGAAUCUCUUUGCAAGGGAUUCCCAGCGGAGUUUGCUAUGUACCUAAACUACUGCCGAGGGCUGCGGUUUGAUGAGGCCCCUGACUACAUGUACCUACGUCAGCUGUUCCGCAUCCUGUUCCGCACACUUCACCACCAGUACGACUACACCUUUGACUGGACCAUGCUUAAGCAGAAGGCUGCUUCAACUGCUGCUGCUGUGUCAGGAACCACCCCCCAGCCUGCUGCGACCCAAGGAGGCCACUAGAAGAAUCCUAGUGAAGAUAAAUAGCUACUGAAAUCUUGCUGAGAC
Penaeus monodon (black tiger shrimp) is the source of this 1132-nucleotide messenger RNA. RefSeq names its product casein kinase I (gene CkIalpha). Bases 107 to 1087 code for a protein of 326 amino acids. Lineage: Eukaryota; Metazoa; Arthropoda; Malacostraca; Decapoda; Penaeidae. Gene Ontology annotation, molecular function: ATP binding; protein serine/threonine kinase activity. Gene Ontology annotation, cellular component: nucleus; cytoplasm. The transcript is spliced from 7 exons. Gene Ontology annotation, biological process: peptidyl-serine phosphorylation; signal transduction; negative regulation of canonical Wnt signaling pathway. The record is from RefSeq and is a predicted model, not a curated record.